Molecule: messenger RNA, 770 nt
Organism: Astrephomene gubernaculifera
Lineage: Eukaryota; Viridiplantae; Chlorophyta; Chlorophyceae; Chlamydomonadales; Astrephomenaceae
Source: the annotation of a GenBank genome assembly
ACACAACAUAGUCGGUUGCAAACAAUGAGCGACUUUGGGGGACUAUCAUAGGCUUCUCUGUUAAGUUCCGGCAAGGACGGUGAACGAGGGCUCUUCCGAACCACUUGUAUUGGGACAUUUACUGUGUGCACUUCAUCCCACUACUUGUUCUUUACCCAUAAGGGUCACGGGCUCCCAUGGCGGCUCCUAAUAGCGAUGAACCCCUUCCGGACCUCUUGACGACGCUCCCAUGGCCCUGUCAAGUUCGAAUCCUACAGCAGCUGCCACUUCGCAGCUGCUUAAUUAUGUCUUUGGUUUGCAAGGAUCUAAACUCCCUCGUUCGGAAUGACAUCCUUCGUAACCUGCAUGGCAUGGACCUCAAUAACCUACCGGGCGCGUGCGUCAGCGACGCGCUUUCCUGGGCGUUUCGCACGAACCUCCCAUGUCUCCGAAGCAUCUCAGCUGCAGGCCACGCUUGCCUGCAGCCGCUGCUCACGGCAUGCCAGCUCCCGUCCGGCCAAUCGACGCUACAUCAGCUGACAUGCCUGAACUUGGACACCGUGAAGCAGCUGCAGGACAACCACUUAAGCCUCCUGCUGCCAGAAUGCCCACACCUGGAGCAACUGGUCCUGCCCCGCUGCUCCAAGCUAACAAACGCCGCCGCGCUGGCUGUCUCGCUGCACCUGCCGCGGCUGCGGGUGGCAGUGCUCUCCGACUGGUCGUCGCUCACCGAUGCGGGAGUAUGCGCGCUGGCGAGGGGCUGCCCGGAGCUGGAGGAGGUGGUACUGGAG